Molecule: messenger RNA, 1060 nt
Organism: Moneuplotes crassus
Lineage: Eukaryota; Ciliophora; Spirotrichea; Euplotida; Euplotidae
Source: the annotation of a GenBank genome assembly
UUUACAAAUGGAUCAAGUCAAACUUGAAGUUAAUGACUUCAGUGAAUUCUUACAGAGUGAAGAUAGGCCAGAAUUUGGUUGGCCUCCCAUCAGCUUUACUGGCAAACAAUAUCGAGCAUUCAAGGAUAAAGGAUAUCCAAACAGCUUAUUUGGCCUUGAUUGUGAAAAAGGACCCAAACUUGAGAAGGUUCCUUGAUUAUACAAAUCUUGUCGGAAGAUUCUCAAGCGUAAAUCAAGAAGAUCCAAGAAGAGAAAACAAAGUGUCUCAUUCAAAAGUACUUUAAGGAUUAAGGACCUCAAGAUUUCUCGUAAAGAUGACCACACAAUUGAGGCUAGAAUCUUGGUAAAACCAGGGAACAAGAAACUAAAGUUUAAAAGACCUGUUUCAGGAAAAGUAAGGGUAUCAUACUCUAUAAUGGACCGUCUGCCCGAGAAGAAAUAAGAAACCAGUAGAGCCACCUGCUCCUCCAAAACCAAGGAGGGAAACCCUUUCUGAUAAAGUACUUAAAGAGCUAAAUAAAAUCUAUUCCUCAAUCCUAGGAAGAUCCAUACAUGAAUUUAAGAAAUCUUUCACCAAAAAUGAGCUGGAAUACCUAAAGAAUAGACAAUUUAAGGUUCUGGAAAAAUAAGGAAGAUGAGGAACCCCAAAAAGUUUUAGAGAAAAGUCCAACCCCAAGCUGAGUUCCUAAUAGAAUUAAUGUGAACCAUGCCAAGUAUAAAUAUAGAAGUUGGAGAAAAAUCCUUAGGGAGAAUAUACAACCAUCAUGUAUGAGUGAGAGCAGGAAAACCCCUCCAAUUCAGUAUCGAUCGUCAGUUAGAUUGAAGUUAAAGAGGAAAGACUCUUUAUAUAAAGGAGUCCCUCUCACUACUCUCUGUUCAGCUAAAAUUAAAACUUCAAUGUCUCAACCAAAAUUUUCACGCCUUUCGAGCCCUUCAAAAGCUGAUUUGAGAGAUUUUAAAAUAUUUCUGAAAAAUAUAGAACAGAAAUAACCAAAGAUAUCAAUGAAAGCAAUACUAUUUUUGUCACUCCUUUCUAAAAUUCUAAUCCAGUUUUCAAUAA